This is a messenger RNA of Dictyostelium purpureum, 1032 nucleotides long. RefSeq lists its product as uncharacterized. Gene Ontology annotation, molecular function: beta-lactamase activity. Bases 1 to 1032 code for a protein of 343 amino acids. NCBI's taxonomy places the organism in Eukaryota, Evosea, Eumycetozoa, Dictyosteliales, Dictyosteliaceae. Gene Ontology annotation, biological process: response to antibiotic; beta-lactam antibiotic catabolic process. The record is from RefSeq and is a predicted model, not a curated record. The transcript has 2 exons.
AUGAAAAUUUUAUUUGUAACAUUAUUAUUAUUUAUUUAUUGUAAUUUUUGUUUUUGUAUUUCACAAAACCAUUUUAAUAAAAAUGGUGAUGAAAAAUCAAUUCAUUUCGAUGUAAAAUCAUUGGGAAGUAGCAAUGAUAAUCCAGCUUUAUGUGGAACUCCAAAUUCUCAACAAUUGGAACAAUAUAUCAACGGUUUAGUUGGAUCAUAUGGAUAUUGUAAUGGUACAGAGUGGGCAGUUACAGAUUUUAAAACAUUUAAUAUUCAAAGUUCAAACUCACAAAAUCCACAACAAACAGCAUCAACCAUCAAACUUUGGGUUCUCUUAUCAGUUUUCAAAGAUAUUGAAGCCGGUUUAUAUACUUUAGAUAAACAAAUUGAAUGCUCAACUGGUUUAAUUACCGUCGAACAAUGUAUUGCUCUUAUGAUUGGUGUCUCUGAUAAUUGUGCCACUUAUUCAUUAACUGCUUUAACCAAAUUAUCAAGUGUUAAUGCUUUAUUUAAAACUUUAGGUAUGGAUGAUUCCCAAUUCCACGAAUGGUGUUUUACCACAUGUUUAGGUUAUUCCUCCCCAUGUCCAAACAAUGAUGGAACUGGUGAUAAUAAUGUUUUAUCAUCACAUGACGUAAUUCAUGGUCUUACCUUAUUACACGAAGGUCAAAUUUUAAAUGAAACCUUUACCGCAUUAACUUAUAAAUUCCUUUUAACUGCUCAUGGUUGGCAACCAAUGCUUGGCUACUAUGUACCAGCACCAGUUGCUCAUAAACAAGGUUGGUUACCAGCCAACGAAGGUUUCAAUCCAUUCACCGAAAAUGAUGAAGCAACUGUUUUCAGUGAGUGUGGUGAUUAUGCCGCCAGUGUAAUGAUUACCAGAGAUUGGUCCAAUCCACAAGAAGAUACCAUCGCCCUUCAAUUAGGUGCCACUAUCGGCAAAUAUAUUUAUUGUACCAUGGUUCCAUUUGGCUAUACCAAUGACGGAGCUCCAUGUUCAAUUACUUUAUCACAACAAAUCCCUUCACCAGCUUGUCAAUAA